Messenger RNA from Durusdinium trenchii, 444 nucleotides. The record is from the annotation of a GenBank genome assembly. NCBI's taxonomy places the organism in Eukaryota, Dinophyceae, Suessiales, Symbiodiniaceae.
AUGCACUCCUUUCCUUUGGAAUUUCUCGGGAUUGGCCUAGAUGUUGGCUUGGUCGAGGGGCGCUCUCAUCGUUGUAAACCUGCUUCUUGGGAAGAGGCUUCCAGAGGCUUCCCAGAGGCUUUUGAAGAGGCUUCCCAGAGGCUUUUGAAGAGGCUUCCAGCGGCUUUUGAAGAGGCUUCCAUUUUGAAGAGGCUUCCAGAGGCUUUUGAGGCUUUCCCAGAGGCUUUUGAAGAGGCUUCCCAGAGGCUUUUGAUUAGGUUUCCAGAGGCUUUGGAAGAGGCUUCCAGAGGCUUCUGGAUGUUCUUCGAUUUUUUUCCAAAAUACCUCUGGCAGGCGCAAGCUCGCUGGCCGACCUGCCCACUCCUCCCAAGAGCCGGCUUCGCCUGGAAGCCACUGACGUGGCGCACGGCGCCGGUGCGGAUGGGGCGGAUCGCAAGGAACUGA